GCCCGGGAGGCGUGCAUGCCCCGGCUGCCCGCGGCGCUCACCAGCAGCAUGCUCUAUUUCCAGAUGGUGAUCAUGGCAGGGACGGUGAUGCUGGCGUACUACUUCGAAUACACGGACACGUUCACUGUGAACGUGCAGGGCUUCUUCUGCCACGACAGCGCCUACCGCAAGCCCUACCCGGGCCCGGAGGACAGCAGCGCCGUGCCCCCCGUGCUCCUCUACUCGCUGGCCGCCGGGGUCCCCGUGCUCGUGAUAAUAGUUGGAGAAACUGCUGUGUUUUGCCUACAACUGGCCACAAGGGAUUUUGAAAACCAGGAGAAAACUAUUUUAACUGGAGACUGUUGCUAUAUAAACCCACUGGUGAGAAGAACUGUGCGAUUUCUUGGAAUUUAUACGUUUGGACUGUUUGCUACAGACAUCUUUGUAAAUGCUGGACAAGUAGUUACAGGAAAUCUGGCUCCACAUUUUCUCGCCCUGUGUAAACCCAACUACACGGCACUUGGGUGUCAGCAGUAUACACAGUUCAUCAUUGGGGAAGAGGCCUGCACGGGCAACCCGGAUCUCAUCAUGAGAGCAAGGAAGACAUUUCCAUCCAAAGAAGCGGCUCUCAGUGUCUAUGCAGCUAUGUAUCUGACAAUGUAUAUUACCAACACAAUCAAAGCCAAAGGAACAAGACUUGCUAAGCCCGUUCUAUGCCUGGGCUUAAUGUGUUUGGCCUUUCUUACUGGGCUCAACAGAGUCGCAGAAUAUCGAAAUCAUUGGUCCGAUGUGAUAGCAGGCUUUCUGGUUGGAAUAUCUAUAGCAGUAUUUCUGGUCGUGUGUGUGGUAAAUAAUUUCAAAGGAAGACAACCAGAAAAUAAGCAUAUACACACAGAUAAUCUGGCACAGAUGCCAAUGAUCAGCAUUCCUCGAGUAGAAAGUCCUUUGGAAAAGAACCACAUCACUGCCUUUGCAGAAGUCACAUGAUAUUGAAGCAGAUGGUCUUUCACUGCAUU
Eubalaena glacialis (North Atlantic right whale) is the source of this 995-nucleotide messenger RNA. It is a transcript of the gene PLPPR5, whose product is annotated as phospholipid phosphatase related 5. Gene Ontology annotation, molecular function: phosphatidate phosphatase activity. The record is from RefSeq and is a predicted model, not a curated record. The coding region runs from base 16 to 966 and encodes 316 amino acids. Gene Ontology annotation, biological process: signal transduction; phospholipid dephosphorylation; phospholipid metabolic process. The transcript has 6 exons. Lineage: Eukaryota; Metazoa; Chordata; Mammalia; Artiodactyla; Balaenidae.